GUCGUCCCUGACUUCCUGCGACGGCCGUGGGAGGUGCUGCAGGGGGACGUUGCGUGUGCUCUCGCAGAGUCGGGUCUGGACAUCAAGUGGCGUGGUCUGCCCGUAGGCUCCUGGAAUCUUCAGGACAUCUUUCAUGCCUUAGCCCCCCACUACCAGUACGACUUUGUGUACGUUGCGGGUGAAGAACUCGCCUCGUACCUCUUCUACCUGCAGGUGCGCUUAGAGGUUGGUAAGGAGGACGAAUGGGCCCAGCUCAGCACAGCGCAGAAGAGGGAUUUCGAGGUUCAUCAAGGGCAAGACUUGCUCCGAAAGCAAGACGCUUGGGUCGACAAGCUCUGCUCGUGGCGCAUCCACUUGUACCUAGAAGGCCAGCCCCACAAUGCAUGUAGGUCCUCGGCCGAGGACCUGGAAGAGCCUGCGCUAGAGUUGUGCAAGCUGCUGUUGAGGGUGACUCCAAAUGCCUUCCGCGGCGGCGCAGAGUCCCUGUCGGCAGCCGUCGCAUUGCAAGAGAGCUCUCUCAAAAAGGAGGCCAAGCAAGAACCCGUGAUUCCGGCCCCUUUGCCGCCGCCAGAGCCGACCACUCCGCCCCGCCGCGCGAGGCCUUCUCCCAUAGCAGCUUUGGAGCCGUUAGAGGAUGGCCCUCUCACACCACCGCACCAGAAGUUCCUGAAGGUGAAGGACGAGCUGCUGGACUCAGAGGACGACGUGCUGCAGGAUAUCGCAAGACCUCGGAAGAAGCAGAAGGUGGCUGUGGUGCUGCCGGACUCAGGGGACGAGGACAUGCCAGCAGGGAAGGAGCAGAGGCUCUCCCGGGCUGCAAAGAACAAACAGCUGGCAGUUGAGGGUGGGCAGCGUGCGAAAGAAGCCGGUGUCACCUUCAAUGUGCAGUUUCAAGCCGUGCACUUGAAGAAGAAGGACCCCAUGCCGAGAGGACACUGGGGGGCAUGGUGCCAGGCAUUGAUGAAGUCUGCAGCUCUGAAGUGCGCAAGCUGCCGUGCACUGAGGGACCGGGUCUUGGAGCAGGAGACGUCCGAAGGCCACGCAGAGGCUGGUGACCGGCCUCCCCCCCCCGUGGCUGAGGUCGCCUUGGAAGUGGCCCUUGUGCGGCCAGCGCAGCAAGCAGAGGAGGCAGUGGCUUCCAAUGGCAGGGGCAGACCCAAGAUCGGAGCUGAGGUCGUCACACUGGCGACAUGGCUGGAGCUCAACCGCCCUGGCAUGUACAAGCACAAAAUGGGCACGCUUUGGAUUUGCUCAUUAUGCAAUGCAGAAGUCCAGUGCUUCCGCAAGGCAGAAAGCGGCCGACGAUACGUGAAGCGCCACGAGAAGCACGACAGCCAUCGCCACAAACUGGGUCUGGUCGAGGGUCAGACGCCAUGCCCCGGCAUUGCGUUGGGAAAGGCAGAGAGCUCUCUUGACCGACUGCGGGGUUGUUGCGAGGCAUGGCACAAGCAUGGUUGCAUCCAGACGAAGGCAGCUUCCGAGGACAAUGGCCGCAGCUGCGUCUGGACAUGGCGAAGCGAAGCACUGGUCCUCAAGCACAGAGCGUGUGUCGGGCAGUCGCGUAGCGACAAGGCCUGCGGGCCAUGUCAGCGGCUCGCAGACUCCAAGAGCUUCCAGAAGGAAGUGGCGCACUGGGGUCUUCGCAUCGAGUAUGCCACCUUCAUGCACACGCUGGUGUAUGGCACAGACGAUGAGCGCCUGAAGGCGACGGAGGCUCUGCAGACACACGAGGGCAAUCUCUUCUUCCGUGGCGAGAUCCAGAGUGCGCUGGACGUGGAGAAUCCAGGCGGGCAGGUGUGGAUGCUGAAGCGUUUACUGCAAAGCGUGCCAACGACUGCGCGAACACCGCGCCUGCAUGAGUUCAUAGAGAUGUCUGUGAGAGACGUGCACUUCCGGGAGUCCUCCAACACUGAACGUGAAGCCUUCAAGUCACUCUGCGACCGGUUUGCAACAGGGGUUCUGACCAACAAGGUGAAUCGUGAGGACUUGCAGCUAGCAGCCGCAGUAGCAGCAGGGAAGCUGUCUGGCAACCGGGUCGUGAGCUGCCUGCUACAGAGCUUUUGUUUGAAGCAAGACAAGCUUGCACGUGGUCUCGAAGAUCGUGUGAAUUCUUCGAAGCUCUGUGAUGAGGCCACAACUCAAGAAAUCUACUGGUCACUCGGAAGAAGCCAGCAAACGAACUCCCUGCUCCACUACUUCGGGGUGAACUUGCCGGACAACAAGGUCACCCUCACCAUGGCCGGCCUGCCCGAGUUCUGGCUAGCUCACACCGACGUUGAGAGAAUGCGUCGCAACUGCCGCACAGUCUUGGAGAACUUGCACAUCGGGGCUGAGAAGCCCAGGGCAUUCUUCCUUGCGAUAGACGAAACUGUCUGGAAGAGGGACUUCCAGGCGAUCAGUGGCUUGACUGCCCCUGGUGAGACAGUCAUCCUGGGUGGACAGCACAGCCGCGUCAAGGAGGAGGACUGGUCCAUCCUGAAACCUGGAGGCCACUACCCGCAGGACAAACUCUCCAGUCUGACCGUCAACGUCGUGGCUUCUCGAGUGGAGUCGGCUGCUUCGGUAUGGUGUCUCAACAGCGUGCCGAUGCCAGCCGGCCAGACCGGCAAGGGCUCUGAGUUCUUGCGCAUGCUCGGCAUCAUCGCUCAAAGCUUCGUGAUGGAGAACAGCGGCCAUGCUCCGCUAGGCUUUGCCUUCGACGGCGGCUCGGCGAACGGCAUGUUGCUGAAGGCCGCCUUGGGCAUGGCAGGAGAGGCCCUCCAAGGGGUUCCCUUCUUCGAGGACUGCGCCUACAUUCCACUCAACUUCAAGUUCAUGCCGUUUCGUCAGCUGGUGUUCCAUGACCAGGUGGUGCACGCGUCUCUGGACUGCCUACACCUUCAGAAGAGACUGGCGUUCCACGCCGGGUCUGGUCACAGGACCAUCACCAUUGGCGGCAGCGUGGUGGACUUCUCAGUGAUGCUCCAGAACAAGAUCCCGCUGAAGAGCUUCGUGCUUACUGACGAGCAAUCUGACCGUCAGGCACUGGAACGUUUAAACCCGGCAUACACCCGUCGGACAUGGAGCUCAUUUGGCGUGCAUUUCUUGCAUUUGCUGAGCGGACUGGUGUCACAGGGGUGGGAAGGCAGCAAAGGCAUCCCAGCCGAUUGCAGAGUCAAGAAUGCUGCAACGGGGUACUUUCUCCUGCUCAUCGGCCUCUCCCAGGCAAAGCUUGCGUACGGCAAAGACUGGGAAAAAUUCUGGUUGCCGCUCGCCACGACCAGAAAUUUGGCCUACAGCUGCGUUCUCGCCAUCUCACUGUGCAUCCACUCCCCAGGAGCUGACCCGUCCCGCUUCGCCGAAAAGGUCAUCGAGUCUUUCUUUGGGCGGGCCAAAGCCUCAUACAGAGGCUCUCCCUCGAUACGUGAUGGAGUCUACGGCUUCCACCGUGAGCACAUGAAAGAGCUGGGUCGUUCCUACCACGUUCCAACUUUCAAGACAUCACAGGUCACAGAGCAGGAGGCGGCCAGGCUGAUCGAGGAGGCCUGGGCGGACAGCAUCCAGCUCAUGGAAUGGGUGUCCUACAAGGAGUCGAGAGACAAGAUCGAGAAAGACUUCAAGGCGUGGUGGCGUCUGGAGGGACAUGCCCUGAUGACUAUGAAUACCUCAGCAGACGUCGCAGAUGACGAGGACUACGAGGCAAUCCAGUCUGACGCAGAGGACGAGGAGGCGAACUACGACGAGAACCCACCUGAUGCAGCUUUGACAGCUGUGACCGAAGCAGAGGACCAUGCAGCCAUGAAAUCGGAGCUGGCAGAGCUUACACAGAACCUCGUGCAGGCGCCUAAGGUCUCAACCGGUUGUGUGAGCAGCCUCAAUGAGGCCCCGUGCGUGGUGAACGAAGGCAAUGCCAGCUGGCACAGCCUGCAGCGCGGAUGCUCGGAUCUGGCUCCAUUCGACAUGUCUGCAGUGGACGCCUACACUGCAGAGAAGACCUUGGAGCGACAAUGGGCUUUGACGGGUGCCAUGAGGCAGUUUGCCGCCAGCGUGCGACAGCGAGAGGGCAUCUUGUCGAGAACAGCCACCACAGGAGCCACGCCGAAUCUCUCGUCCUGGCAUCUUUUGCAAUCUGAGCUGGCCAAAGCUCGGGCAGCCACGCUCUCCAGUGGCAACAGGCAGUCGAGAAGCUCCUCCUGGAUGAACACCUCACAAAAACUCGUGGAGGCAGCGACCAAUGCCAAGGAGAGUAAAUGGGCCAUUCGAGCACCGACGCAUUUACAUCCUGACAGCGGGUCACCACAGUCCCCACAGAUCGUCUUGUGCCUGGUGUCUGGAGAUGUAUUCGUGGGCGUGGUCACAAGCGUUUGGCGAGGGGCCGUGAUGAAGAAUGAUGGCAGCAAGCAGACUCGGCGAAACCGAGCCACACGGCCGAGUGCAGGGCCUCUCCCAAUCCCGAGUUGCUCACGAGUUCGUGUGACCAAGAUGACUUCUGCAAGCACACACAGGCUGUUUGCGUGCUCCUUGUCCGACUCCAUACUUUGCGAUCCGGUUGGAGUGAUUUUGGCCGAGCUGAGUGUCAAGAAGCUGGAGACGGAGCGGGAUAAACUCAUUGUGCACCUGAGCGAUGAAGUUCUGGCAGCCAUCGACCAGGUGAAGGCCAACCCUGAGCUGUGGGUGCCAGACAAGACUGGCACAGCAAAGCCAGUCGCCGGGGGCGACGAGGAGAUGGAGAGCGAGGGAAAGGUUUGGGUCAGCAGUAGCUUUGGAAGAACCAUUGCGGGAUCCAAGGCCAUCGAGGAGUUCAUGGAGAGAUUGCCCAGUGCCUUCAAGCAGAGAGGCCUGCCCGUCCUCAACGAUGCCAACGAGUUCAACCUGCAAGGUGAUCUUUGGUUGCUGUGGCCUGAAGUUUGCGCACGAGCACCUGAGUUCUUCGAUGUGGAGCUGAAAGAUUACGUCGGCAAGAGUUUCGGGAAAGCUGUGCUGAUGGAGCGGGCCGCUGUCUAUCCGAAAGACAGCUCGGCCAUAGGAAAGCUUAGGUCCCUGGUCCAAAGGAUCGAUGCCAAGGCUUCACCAGCGAUGCUGCUGUAG
Molecule: messenger RNA, 5067 nt
Organism: Symbiodinium natans
Lineage: Eukaryota; Dinophyceae; Suessiales; Symbiodiniaceae
Source: the annotation of a GenBank genome assembly